UCCAGCGAUUAGAGGCAGCGGGCGGACCCUGCUGGGAGGGCUGGGAGGCUGCUGUCACUUUACGAAUCCGAAGCCCAGAGAAUAUUGCUGCUGCCAGAGAGCCUGGCGAGCCGGGACAGGGUCCCCUCCUCUCGCUCGCCACGCGGACCCGCGCCUCCUCUGGCAGCGGCGGCGGUGGCGGCAGAGCCUCACCCACUCCCAUCCCCACCCUCUCCAUCCUUCGCUGCUAAAGAACAGCCGCGCCUGGCACGUUCCUGGAGGACCGCGGGUGCGAUACCGGGAAGAGAGCCGCCGCGGAGAGACCGGAAAGGCAGCAUGCGCCCUCCGGGAGCUGCCUCGGCGCCCAAGGUCUGAAGCUGCAGCCCCAGUUCGCCAUUGUGAGCCGCCACCGGGGCUCCCGCCGGCACGACCGCCCCUCUGGGUCCCCGUCCGCGCCGCGAUGGGGCACCUGCCCGCGAGCACCCGCGGCGGCCGCCGCCUCCUGCCUCUGCUCGGGCUCUUUGUGCUGCUCAAGAACGCUACAACACUUCAUGUAACUGUUCAAGAUGAUAAUAGCAUCAUUGUCUCUUUAGAAGCUUCAGAUGUCACGAGCCCAUCAUCUGUGUAUGUUGUGAAGAUUACUGGUGAAUCAAAAAAUUACUUCUUCGAAUUUGAGCAAUUCAACAGCACUUUGCCUCCUCCUGUUAUCUUUAAGGCCACUUAUCAUGGCCUUUAUUAUAUCAUCACUCUGGUAGUGGUAAAUGGACAUGCGGUUACCAAGCCAACCAGAUCAAUCACUGUGUUAACAAAACCUCUACCUGUAACUAGUGUUUCAAUAUAUGACUAUAAACCUUCACCUGAAACAGGAGUCCUCUUUGAAAUUCAUUAUCCAGAAAAAUAUAAUGUCUUCACAAGAGUGAACAUAAGCUAUUGGGAAGGUAAAGACUUCCGGACAAUGUUAUAUAAAGAUUUCUUUAAGGGAAAAACAGUAUUUAAUCAUUGGCUGCCAGGAAUAUGUUAUAGUAAUAUCACCUUUCAGCUGGUAUCUGAGGCAACUUUUAAUAAAAGUACUCUUGUGGAGUACAGUGGUGUCAGUCAUGAACCCAAACAGCAUAGAACUGCCCCUUAUCCACCUCGAAACAUCUCGGUUCAUAUUAUAAACUUGAACAAAAACAAUUGGGAAGAACAGAGUGGCAGUUUCCCAGAGGAAUCCUUCAUGAGGCCACACGAUACCAUGGGAAGAGACAAACUCUUCCAUUUUACAGAUGAAACUCCUGAAAUUCCCUCUGGCAACAUUUCCUCUGGUUGGCCUGAUGUUAACAGCAGUGACUAUGAAACUACACCCCAGCCAUAUUGGUGGGGCAGCGCAUCUGCAACUCCGGAAAGCGGAGAUGGCUUUGCCAGGGUGCUUCCUCUGGGAUAUGAAAAUAACGACACACUCAGCGAGACCGAGAAGCCAACGUCAGGCUCCUUCUCCUCUUUCCCGGUGCAAAUGAUACUCAGUUGGUUGCCACCAAAGCCACCCACUGCCUUUGAUGGGUUCCAUAUUCACAUAGAAAGAGAAGAAAACUUUACUGAACAUUUGACAGUCGCUGAAGAAGCACACGAAUUUGUUACAGAACUGAAGGAGCCUGGGAAAUAUAAGUUAUCUGUGACAACCUUUAGUUCCUCAGGAUCUUGUGAAACUCGAAAAAGUCAGUCAGCAAAAUCCCUCAGUUUUUAUAUCAGUCCUUCGGGAGAGUGGAUGGAGGCGCUCACUGAGAAGCCCCAACAUGUGAGUGUCCAUGUUUUAAGCUCAACCACCGCCUUGAUGUCCUGGACGUCCUCCCAAGAGAACUACAAUGGCACCAUCGUGUCUGUGGUGUCCCUCACCUGCCAGAAACAAAAGGAGAGCCAGAGGCUAGAAAAACAGUACUGCACGCAGGUGAACUCAAGCAAACCUAUUAUUGAAAAUCUGGUUCCUGGUGCCCAAUACCAGGUUGUGAUGUACCUAAGAAAAGGCCCUUUGAUUGGACCACCUUCAGAUCCUGUGACAUUUGCCAUUGUUCCAACUGGAAUAAAGGAUUUAAUGCUCUACCCCUUGGGCCCAACAGCAGUGGUUUUGAGCUGGAACAGACCAUACUUAGGAGUGUUCAGAAAAUAUGUGGUUGAAAUGUUUUAUUUCAACCCCGCAACAAUGACAUCGGAGUGGACAACCUACUAUGAAAUAGCAGCGACCACCUCCUUAACUGCAUCUGUGCGAAUAGCUAAUCUGUUGCCAGCGUGGUACUACAACUUCCGAGUGACCAUGGUGACCUGGGGAGACCCGGAAUUGAGCUGUUGUGACAGUUCCACCAUCAGCUUCAUAACAGCCCCAGUUGCUCCAGAAAUCACUUCUGUGGAAUAUUUCAACAGCCUGUUAUAUAUCCGUUGGACAUAUGGGGAUGACACCACUGACCUCUCCCAUUCUAGAAUGCUGCAUUGGAUGGUUGUUGCAGAAGGAAAGAAGAAAAUUAAAAAGAGCGUAACACGCAAUGUCAUGACUGCAAUUCUCAGCCUGCCUCCAGGAGAUAUCUACAAUCUCUCUGUAACUGCUUGCACUGAAAGAGGAAGUAAUACCUCCAUGCUCCGCCUUGUCAAGCUAGAACCAGCUCCUCCAAAAUCACUCUUUGCAGUGAAUAAAACCCAGACUUCGGUGACUCUGCUGUGGGUGGAAGAGGGGGUAGCUGAUUUCUUUGAAGUCUUCUGUCAACAAGUUGGCUCUGGUCAGGAAACAAAACUGCAGGAACCGAUUUCUGUUUCUUCUCAUGUUGUGACCAUCUCCAGCCUUCUUCCUGCCACUGCCUACAACUGUAGUGUCACCAGCUUUAGCCACGACAGCCCCAGUGUCCCCACAUUUAUAGCCGUCUCAACAAUGGUUACAGUGAUGAAUCCCAAUGUGGUAGUCAUCUCAGUGCUGGCCAUUCUUAGCACCCUGCUAAUUGGACUGCUGCUGGUCACCCUGAUCAUUCUCAGGAGAAAGCAUCUGCAGAUGGCUAGGGAGUGUGGAGCGGGAACUUUUGUCAAUUUUGCGUCCUUGGAGAGGGAUGGAAAGCUUCCGUACAACUGGCGUAGGAGUAUAUUUGCUUUCCUAACCCUGCUACCUUCAUGUCUUUGGACUGAUUAUCUUUUGGCAUUUUAUAUUAAUCCUUGGAGUAAAAAUGGUUUAAAGAAGAGAAAACUGACUAACCCGGUUCAACUGGACGACUUUGACGCCUACAUCAGGGAUAUGGCCAAAGACUCUGACUAUAAAUUUUCUCUUCAAUUCGAGGAGUUGAAAUUGAUUGGACUGGAUAUUCCACACUUUGCUGCAGACCUUCCACUGAACCGAUGUAAAAAUCGUUAUACAAACAUCCUACCAUAUGACUUUAGCCGAGUGCGAUUAAUCUCCAUGAAUGAAGAGGAAGGAGCAGACUACAUCAAUGCCAACUACAUUCCUGGAUACAACUCAUCCCAGGAGUAUAUCGCCACACAGGGGCCACUGCCUGAAACCAGAAAUGACUUCUGGAAGAUGGUCCUACAGCAGAAGUCUCAGAUUAUUGUCAUGCUCACUCAGUGCAAUGAGAAAAGGAGGGUGAAAUGUGACCAUUACUGGCCGUUCACGGAAGAGCCCAUCACUUACGGAGACAUCACCGUGGAGAUGAUCUCGGAGGAAGAGCAGGAUGACUGGGCCUGCAGACACUUCCGGAUCAUCUAUGCUGACGAGAUGCAGGACGUGACGCAUUUUAACUACACUGCGUGGCCUGAUCACGGUGUGCCCACAGCCAACGCAGCAGAAAGCAUCCUGCAGUUUGUGCACGUGGUCCGACAGCAAGCUACCAAGAGCAGAAGCCCCAUGAUCGUGCACUGCAGCGCUGGCGUCGGCCGGACGGGAACGUUCAUCGCCCUGGACAGGCUCUUGCAGCACAUUCGGGAGCACGAGUUUGUGGACAUCUUAGGGCUGGUGUCAGAAAUGAGGUCAUACCGGAUGUCCAUGGUACAGACAGAGGAGCAGUACAUUUUCAUCCAUCAGUGUGUGCAGCUGAUAUGGACGAAGAAGAAGCAGCAGUUCUGCAUCAGUGACGUCAUCUACGAGAAUGUCAGCAAGUCCUAGUCAGAAUCCGGAGCAGACAGGACACGGUGUGCGCCCAUCCUCCCUUGCUUCCAGAGUUUUGGGGGCCCCUGCUAGCCAUUUUGCUAAGAGGAGCCCCUGCUUUGUAAUAUGUGGCCAAGGAGAUCCUGUAUCUCGUAGAAGCACCGGGAAGACUUAGCCUUAAGGAGCCUACAGUGUCUUUUGGACUCUUUCACUUCUGGACAUUUAAUAACAAACCAAAUUCGACAGAACACCCAGAGGUCCGGACGCUCUGCCCAGGGCAGGAAGCACAGCCCCUUCCCGAGAGUUUUGCUGGCCCCUCUCUGGUCGGGCUGAGCUUGUUGUUGCUGUUUCCAAGUGCAAUGAUUUUCGCCUGUGUAUGAUUUUAUCAGAACGUUGAAUUGUUUCCUGCUCACACAAUUGAUCAAGCCCAUAGCCCACGAAGGAAAGGCAUUGCUAGUCUAAAAUUAUACCUCAUUGUGAGAAAGAGGCAUGGCCACAUAUAAAGAAAUGGUGAUUCUACUUCAAGAAAAUUGAACCAGCGAUACCUGCACCCCAAUGUUGAGCUAUGGGAUCAGGAGCAGGGAGGGUGGACCUGGGAAGAGAGAGCAGUUCUACCCAGAGAUCAGCCACCUAUCUUUUCCAAAUACGAAAAGCUGGAAUUCAGCUUCAAAGUAGAGUAGAAAAAAAUAUUUAAUUCUUAAUUGUUCUAGUUCUUGAUGGUUUUCUUCCGUAUUAAUAGUCAAGUGUUUCUUCCUUGGCCCCCUGGGACUAAUGUCGCCAGCCAGGUUCCUUUGCCACAAACCAGAUCUGAUUCGAAGAGUCGGAAGUCUGACUCUUCAGACUCCGCCGCGGUCUGAGCAAGCUUGGUGCCUAGUCUCUGCAUUGUUUUUGUUUUUUUGUUCAUACACGGGGAGCGACUUCUGUGAGAACUACAUAGGAUGUGAAAACCGCACUUUCUUUCCCCCAGACCGCUGGGGAUUUCUGAAAACAUGGCAAUGAACUGCAGCGCGCUAGGACAAUUAUUUGGCCGCCACUUUUUUUUUUUUAAUUGUCAGGUGUCACUGUGAAUAUCAACAGAGAUUUCUUUUUGUUUUCUGGGGGUUUUUGUUGUUGUUGUUGUCAGUUUCGUUUUAAUCAGUGUAACCAGUAACAUUUUAUCCCACUCUUUAGAUUUUGUAGAAUUCCAUGAUUGUGUAUUGUGACAUGAACGCUGUCAGAAUGGACACAGAUGGCACCGUGGGGCCUGUUCCGUUGUGUCCCCGAGGAAUCAGGGCUGACGGUGUGCAAAGGAAAACCUUCUGAGGGAGAGGAAACACACGCCGGCUGCUUCCUCGUGGUGGUGUGGCCGGAGCGAGCCUGCCCGCGUGGCCUGGCCAGGCUUUGCCCCUCUCUGCGUAUGGGAUCAGUGCCCCUCGCCCUGGCCUCCCUCCAUUCCUGAUCAUCUUCAUGGAGCCGUGAGCAUAGGAUCAGCUUAAUAUUUUAUCAGUGACCUUGGGGAUGGUGAAGGGUGCCAAGUGAACAGCUCUGCACCCCACCGUCUUGUCACCGAGAGGACCUGGCCACAGCAGAGCUUGGCCCAGUUCUCAGCGAGUCCUGGCCAGCGAGGUUCAGGUUAACCGCAGGGGUGCCCACGCCCUGCAGGUUAGCAGCUCGGGCUCCCAGGCUUGUCAGUUACACUCGCCUCCCUUCCUCCCCUCCUUGCCUCGCUGCGCCACCGCCUCUUCUCACCUCGCCCCUCUCUUUCCUUCUUGGACACGUGAAUAAGGCAUCGCUCCAUGCUCAGGUGCACACACCGCUAAAGAAAGGCUAGAUUUUUCACACACAGACAGGCCCGGAGGGAAGUGUGCCACCUUGGCUGAGCCGAUAAGCCGCGUGGGUGUGCCGGAAUCCAUUUCCAAUUUCCGUAAGCGGGAACAUUCCUUCCCCUGAAACUUAAGGCACGUCAUCAAUAUUUCAUGUUUUUCUCCAGCACCCCUUCGGGGAGGGAUCAAAUAGUACCAGAUCGGUUUUCCCAAAAGAGAAGAUGAAGUAUCCAGACUUAGACCGAGGACUCGGAGUUUAGAUGAUGACAGGAGGGUCACACGCAAGCACGUUCCCGGGUCCUGUUCCUCAGGCUCUCCGUCCGUCACUGUCCCCGCACGGGCACACUGCACCCCCCCGUUUGUGAGUGGGUGGUGAGGAAGCAGAGGUCUGCCAGAAGCCUGGGGUUUUAAUCUUGACUUUGGAACUCCUCUCUCCUGAGUCUCAGUCAAUAAACUUUUGAAAAAACUAAAAA
Messenger RNA from Myotis daubentonii (Daubenton's bat), 6347 nucleotides. RefSeq names its product protein tyrosine phosphatase receptor type O (gene PTPRO). The coding region runs from base 440 to 4090 and encodes 1216 amino acids. Gene Ontology annotation, molecular function: cadherin binding; Wnt-protein binding; protein tyrosine phosphatase activity. Gene Ontology annotation, biological process: axon guidance; podocyte differentiation; peptidyl-tyrosine dephosphorylation involved in inactivation of protein kinase activity. The record is from RefSeq and is a predicted model, not a curated record. The transcript is spliced from 27 exons. NCBI's taxonomy places the organism in Eukaryota, Metazoa, Chordata, Mammalia, Chiroptera, Vespertilionidae. Gene Ontology annotation, cellular component: GABA-ergic synapse; glutamatergic synapse; plasma membrane.